GCGAGCUGUCAAAUGCUUGUUGCUUGUGUCAAAUCUGUGCUACAAAGUAACGAAGAGAAAUCAAGCACCCAGUUGUUUUCAUCUGAAAGUGUCUAUAGCUAGGUAAUACGACAACAAUUAAGUGGACCAUUGAACAGCACCUUGUCCUCUUCACUUGACGUGAUGAUGAGAUCACCAACAGAAAGUGCCUUUCAGACAACGUCUCCAACUUCAACCUGCUUUCUGGUCCAAAUGUGCAUGGGAAGCCAACAACACUCCCUUUUAGGCCAGGCCUGAGCAGUGACAGGGGAUACUUCAGCUGCAAAUCUUCAGCAGCCUCCAAUUCAUUUCUGAACGACUCCAGUGGCUAAGGAAUCAAAGAGGAAAGAUUUACUGGAGGGGAGAACUGCCAAAGCACAAAUUGGGUGAAGUUGGCAAAGUCAAUACCAGGCAAGUCUUCAUUAAUAUUCUUUCAAGGAGCUCCGUUGCCUCGACAUACUAUUAAUGAGAGUGUCCUUGUCAGUGGAGGAGGAUAGGCACACGGGUGUGUCACAACAGAGCAAACCCCUCAACCCCUCCAGAGGUCUCCCAUUGGUGCAAACUGAUUGAUGAGUGAUUGCUCGUUGAUCGAUUAGCCUUCCUCCCGGCUGAUGCAGUGAGGCCAGUCUGGUUGCUUCAUAUGAUUUGAGAACUUUUCAAACAAUAAUCAGACGGACACAAAAGUUGUCAACUCAACCGAUACAUUGGACUGGCAGCGUUUGAUUGGAACCUCUUGACAUGGCUCUCAAUAUAUCUUCAAUAAGGGACACGAAAUGGCUGACGUUGGAAGUGUGUCGGCAGUUUCAGAGAGGAACUUGCUCACGGAGUGAUGAGGAAUGCAAAUUUGCACACCCACCAACGAGCUGCCAGGUUGAAAAUGGAAGAGUUAUUGCCUGCUUCGAUUCGUUAAAGGGUCGAUGUUCAAGAGAAAACUGUAAGUACCUUCAUCCACCUUCUCAUUUAAAAACCCAGCUAGAGAUUAACGGCCGCAACAACCUCAUCCAGCAGAAGACAGCAGCAGCCAUGCUUGCCCAGCAGAUGCACUUCAUGAUCCCAGGCACGAGCAUGCAGCCUGUACCUACGUUCAAUGUCACCCAGGGGCUUGGUACGAGCCCAGGUCUCAGCUACUCUCCUUACCUUACACCCAUGACAUCCAUGAGCCAUGGAAUGAGCCUGAUGCCCACGGAGAUGCUCCCCAGCACCCCAGUCAUGGUCCCUGGAAGUCCCCCAGUCACAGUCCAGAGCUCCAACUCGUCCUCCUCUUCCCCCUCACAGAAGCUGUUGCGCAUCGACAAACUGGAGGUGUGUCGUGAGUUCCAGCGGGGGACCUGUGCGCGAGGCGAGACGGACUGCCGCUUUGCCCACCCCAGCGACAGCCCCAUGAUCGACACCAGCGACAACACUGUCACCGUCUGCAUGGACUACAUCAAGUCGCGCUGCUCCAGGGAGAAGUGCAAGUACUUCCACCCCCCUGCUCACUUACAGGCCAAAAUCAAAUCCUCUCAACACCAGGUCAACCAUACGGCCGUGGCAGCUCAGGCAGCAGCUGCAGCCAUGACUCAGUCGACUGCCAAAGCAAUGAAGCGACCCCUCGAGGCAACUGUAGACCUGGCGUUCCCCUAUGGCUGCCUGCAGCCCCUACCAAAAAGACAAGCACUGGAGAAGAACCACGGGGCCAGCUCCUUCUUCAACCCCAGUAUGUUCCACUACCAGCAGGCUCUGGCCAACGCACAGCUCCAGCAGACAGCUGCGUUCUAUCCCACAGAUCAUCCUCAAGUAACAAACACGGAAGGAACAGAGUGUCAAGACGCUGCCCUUAGAGGUCCUAAACAGCCCUUCUGUAAAUACUACAUUUGCUCCACACGAGAACUAGAGCAACCUGCAUGCUGAGAAGAAGAUUACUGAGGCAAUGUAUAACAUUGAGCUAUGGUAAAAUAUACAUAUGAUAUACCAGUGUUGCUAGGACUACUACCAUUGCUGAUAUGUAAAUGACUGAUUUAUUAUAAUGUAUACACACAUGAUUGGGGAUUGUGAAGAUUUAAUUGUAAAGGUAUUCAACAAUUACUUUUAUGACCUUUUUUAAUGUUUUGUUAAAACUACACAACACUUACCCAAAUCAAACUUAUUUUUUAGCAGAAAUUAGUGUGCAUCUAAGUGCUUGAUUGCUUUUAUUUAAAACACAGACCAUUGGAAAAUUAUCUUGUUUUUACCCCACAUAAAAAUGUACGCUUGGCUUGUGCAUCAGGCUAGAAGGAGUGCCCGUGUUGUUCUUGUAAAGGAUGAAUGUGCCGGAGGAUGGAUAGUCUGUCGUUGUUUAUCUAGUGGUUGUUCUCUGAGUACAGGAUCACUGCUCCCCCUCCCGGUGUGCCUUGGCCCCCUCUAUGAUGAAGGAACAACACAUUGACUAAGACAUGAUAAUAGCAGAAAAUUGAAGUCUUCUUCCUUAUGGUGGCCAAAUGGCAAUGAUGUAAUAAUCAGCCACUAAUUCCAGAAUUGAUCAUGUAUCUAGCGACCACUGGUUCCAAGGUUCUGUCUGCGCUGCGCAGCUUGUGUUAUGUCUAUGGGGCCCUUGGUUGCCUUGGCAUCCAUCGAAGAAAUACCAGAUGUGCCAAUGACCUAGCAGAGUGAUUGGUGGGCUGAAAAUAAGCCACCUUAGAGGAACUGAAAGGCUGAGUAAGAGUGGUGAGCUGUUACAGACAUUAAAGGGGUUGGGUGGUUAUACUCCCAAGGCCACAGACAUUAAAGGGGGACGUGAAUGAUAAUAAAUCAAAAGAAAGGUACAGUACAUGUGGUGAUCUUUGUUAAAAAGGCUGACUUACACAUUACGGGAGGUCACUUGUUAAUCCUGACUUAUUUUAACUGUAGAAGUGCCUAAAGUAAUGUAUAUAACAAGCGUCUUGAAAAGGCUCUAUGUGAAAAAUAUUCCACAUUAAAUAGAAAACCCUCACAAUUUUUCAAAACACUCCACAGUCUCACAAUAAUCACAUCUGGAAGACAAUGAACAACCAUUUAUGUGAUGUGAAUUCAGUGCAUUGGUACUCUUUGUACAGUGGGAUAGUUUAAGUGCUUUAACUUUUCAUUGACCUUUGACUUUUAAGUUCCAAUAUCUGACAGAUCUGAACAUGACUGCUUUGGCAUGAUGUUCAGUGAGGGUUCAUUAUGUAACAUGGUUUAUCUUAAUUCUUAAUGAGUUUAAAGUUGAUUGGAGAUGAGAUUAGAAAAGCGGAUAUGUAUCGUAAUUCUAUGUUGCUAACUCAUUCUUCUCUUUACACAGCUGUCUUGAUCAUAUCCUCACGUUUAAUGCAUCGAUAUCAUAGUCUAACACCUUUCCAGUAGAAUGGAUCACAAAUGUUUUAGUGGUAGGUCGUGGUCACAUUACAAAUGUAAUGAAACUCAUAUAACCCUACAUAUAUUAUUGUCAAAGCUGAAUUGUAUUUACAAACUGGUCUGUAAAACUAGCACUUACAAACACCAGAUUUAUCCACCAAUGCACCAGUGCAAAGUCUAUACCUGUUAUUUACAGUAGGGUAUAAAAGACUCAUGAAGCCAGUUAUUUACAGUAGGGUAUAAAAGACUCAUGAAGCCAGUUAUUUACAGUAGGGUGUAAAAGACUCAUGAAGCCAGUUAUUUACAGUGGGGUAUAAAAGACUCAUGAAGCCAGUUAUUUACAGUAGGGUAUAAAAGACUCAUGAAGCCAGUUAUUUACAGUAGGGUAUAAAAGACUCAUGAAACCUGUUAUUUACAGUAGGGUAUAAAAAGACUCAUGAAGCCAGUUAUUUACAGUAGGGUAUAAAAGACUCAUGAAGCCAGUUAUUUACAGUAGGGUAUAAAAGACUCAUGAAGCCAGUUAUUUACAGUGGGGUAUAAAAGACUCAUGAAGCCAGUUAUUUACAGUAGGGUAUAAAAGACUCAUGAAGCCAGUUAUUUACAGUGGGGUAUAAAAGACUCAUGAAACCUGUUAUUUACAGUAGGCUAUAAAAAGACUCAUGAAGCCAGUUAUUUACAGUAGGGUAUAAAAGACUCAUGAAGCCAGUUAUUUACAGUAGGGUGUAAAAGACUCAUGAAGCCAGUUAUUUACAGUAGGGUAUAAAAGACUCAUGAAGCCAGUUAUUUACAGUAGGGUAUAAAAGACUAAUGAAACCAGUUAUUUACAGUAGGGUGUAAAAGACUCAUGAAGACAGUUAUUUACAGUAGGGUAUAAAAGACUCAUGAAGCCAGUUAUUUACAGUAGGGUAUAAAAGACAAAAACGAAUCUAAAACCAUUGAACUAUUUACAUUUAUCUACACGUAACAUUAUUGUACCUUUUGCUCAAACUUGUAUGUUUUAUUUGCUCUUGAAAAUAACAGUUAAAAACUUCACGCUGGUGCACAGUCUAAACACAGUCUUUCAUUCUCCUCUUCACAUUUAGUGUGUGAGUGAAAUCUGUAUGUGUCGAAAACCUCAUCAGUAUCAUGAUAUAUUUUCAUGAUGUUUGAUCAACUCAGACAAUCCACAGUGAGACUCCUUGACGCACAUCCUUACCAUCUUUGUCCUUUUCUUAUUUUUAUUUUCAGAAAAGUUCAUUUUUAUGUAAUUAUUGAUGGAAAUAAAUGGAAUAUACUUAGUUUUAUUUGUUUAACAUUAGUUAUUGAACAAUGUUGUAUUCUAUUCUAAAAAUGAAUGUAAUUUAUUAAGCUGAGCUUUGCUCUGCUGGUGGUUCCUCAAAGGACGUGUCCUGUCACGUUAGCCUAUGAAAAGCCGUCUGUGGUCAGGGAUGGAAUGUUGGCGCUACCAAUGGCAAGCUUCCACAUCUCAUCCUGGUCACUGCCUUGUCAACUAUACAGGACACCAUACUGCAUUACAAGCAAGGCUGUAGAAUUGCUUUUAUUAUGUAUAAAAACAGUUUAUUGUAUAGGUCACAGUCUACCAAAAAAUGUACUUUUCAUUGUAGUACACUAUCAUUUCAGAACUAUAUUAAUUUGUCUCCUAAAGUUGCAGUGAUGGAAGCUCUGUAUUUUUGGAAAUGAUGUCAUUGUUGUAUUUUCUAGAGCACUGUAACACACUAUAUUGUAUUGCCGGAAUCUGAGCAUUUCCUAUUUUAUGGCAAAAAUGAUAUACAACAAUAUUUUCAGUAUCAUAUUGCCUUUGUAUCACAGUACUAUAUUCAUUUAGCAUUUGACAGCCUACCCAUGGCAUUUAAAUGCUCAUUAAUAAAUGCUCUGAUCUUUCUAUUCCACCAGAUAAAAAGCAUCCCUGGACUCAUACAGACAAGGGAAAACUCAAAAAGCACUUUGUUCCCAGAAUAUAAUAAUUUUUACACUGCAGAAAACUAUGUUAAACAUAUAGUUGUGGGUAUGGCUAAUGUGGCAGUGAUUCUCCUAAAUUAUGUCAAUUGUUCAACGAAGGCGUCUUUCACAAGAAAAAAUGUCUCUAUGAAAAUGUAUGUUUAUUUCAAUGUUAAUUUCAACUUGAUUUUUGCUAAAUGUUUUGAAUGUUAUUAUAGCUAGAUAACUCUGCACCUGAAAGUCAGUUGAGAUUUUAGACCACCCAAUCAAAAGUGUUGGACAGUCAGAAUGUGUUCACUUUUACUGACCCAAUGGUAACAUGAUUCCUUAGCACUUUGUGAACAGUUGGUAAACUGAGCUGAGCAGACUAGCGUAUUAGUGAUCUUUGCCUUGCCUUUGAUGUAUUGUUCUUAAGUUGUUAUGUGUUAGGACUCAUGAAAUAUAAGGAUUGUAAUUAGUCUAUUGCAAUUAGUGAAAUAUGCUGUUUAAAUUCUCACUACAGACAUUUUCAUUUUGAGGUCAAAAUGGUAGAUUGUAAAGAGUGCAGUCAAGUACUUCACUGAGAAAAGCUUGACGAUGAGAAAUGUGACGGGUGCCAUUCUAAAUGGCUGAGCUACAGUUACUGCAGGACUGUGUUUAAACUGCUGUGCUGGUUCACAUACGGUUCCAUCUGUAAUGCCGUACUCUAGAACAGAGGGGAAAAGGACAAACAGUUACUCAUUUUGAAUCUAUUCAUGUGGCAAUUUUAAAUGUUUUAUUUGUGCUCUUUUAUGUUAUAUACAGUCGUUUUGGUAAAUGCAAAAUUGUGUCAAAUCUAAUGUUAAAAAAAACAAAUAAAAGUUUAAGUUUAA
Coregonus clupeaformis (lake whitefish) is the source of this 6134-nucleotide messenger RNA. Its product is annotated as muscleblind-like protein 2a. The coding region runs from base 757 to 1908 and encodes 383 amino acids. The record is from RefSeq and is a predicted model, not a curated record. The transcript is spliced from 8 exons. NCBI's taxonomy places the organism in Eukaryota, Metazoa, Chordata, Actinopteri, Salmoniformes, Salmonidae. Gene Ontology annotation, molecular function: metal ion binding.